GUAAUUGUGAAAUAUGUUUACACUCUGGACACUAAUUGAGGCCUCACUGCUCUGCCUCAAUGCAGUGUGCAUAUUGCACGAGGAACGCUUCUUGGCAAAGUUUGGCUGGGGAAGACAAGCCGGUCAGCAGGAUUUUGGGGCGCCAAGCGCCAAGGAUCAGGUCUUAAAUCUCAUUCGCUCUAUUCGCACCGUGGCCAAGAUUCCGCUGAUAUUUCUUAAUAUUAUAGCGAUUAUAUUUAAACUGUUACUUGGAUAGUGCUUAAAAUCUAAUUUUAAUAAAUGUACUAGUAAUGCUCGUUCCAA
Molecule: messenger RNA, 303 nt
Organism: Drosophila grimshawi
Lineage: Eukaryota; Metazoa; Arthropoda; Insecta; Diptera; Drosophilidae
Product: immediate early response 3-interacting protein 1
Exons: 3
Coding region: 14-256 (80 amino acids)
Biological process (GO): endoplasmic reticulum to Golgi vesicle-mediated transport
Cellular component (GO): COPII-coated ER to Golgi transport vesicle; endoplasmic reticulum membrane; Golgi membrane
Source: RefSeq, a predicted model, not a curated record